Molecule: messenger RNA, 4913 nt
Organism: Anopheles stephensi (Asian malaria mosquito)
Lineage: Eukaryota; Metazoa; Arthropoda; Insecta; Diptera; Culicidae
Gene: mew
Product: integrin alpha-PS1
Exons: 8
Coding region: 568-4149 (1193 amino acids)
Biological process (GO): cell adhesion mediated by integrin; cell-matrix adhesion; integrin-mediated signaling pathway
Cellular component (GO): integrin complex; external side of plasma membrane
Molecular function (GO): integrin binding
Source: RefSeq, a predicted model, not a curated record
CAUCUUCUUCAGUUACGUUCGUACGCACACCACGGCGUCGUCUGCGGCAACGAGACAGCCCUGGCACCACAUCCUCGCGUGUGUGCAGCUUCACCAAGGGUACAAGAGUUUAUUUUGUUGUUCUUUUUUUAGAUGCUCAAUUGCGCCCCAGUGCACAGCACCUUAUUGUUUCACCUUUUUUUCCUCUCGACCGUGUUUCCGUUGUUGUUGUGGUGAAUGAAAGUGAUGUGCUCUUAGUGUUGUGUUUUGUGUAUUACCCCGUUUUUCUCCCUUUCUUCCCGCCCCCUCCCACAAACCCCUGGCCCACGCCCUGCCCGCACCUGCACACGUUUAAUUAGAUCCUUCGUCUCUUGGCCCAUCCCAACCAACACCACACGGUGUCUCAUCCCAUCCCACCCGGUCGGUCUUGAGUCCUUGAGUGUAAGGUGCUUCAUUCAGAAAAAAAGGGGCGCUGGGCACGGUUUGGCUUACAGCGAAAAAGGUGUGGGUGGGUCACGCUGGUAGAAAACGGCGAGCUGCGAACUUUCGGUCCGCAGCUUGCUUCACAACCAGAAGGUUUUAUCAGCAAUGGGGCGGCGUACGAGUGAAAUUGCGGCACCAGCGGGAAGAGGCGCACGAUCCGCUGCGCUGCUUCUGCCGCUGCUGCUGCUGAUCGGUGGUGGAUCUUCGUUUAACCUCGAAACGCGUCAUUUGCUGGACAAACAUGGGCUGCCGGGCUCGUACUUCGGUUACUCGGUCGCCGGCCACAGCCAGCGCGUCGGUUCCGGGACCGGAAAUACAACCAACUGGAUGCUGGUGGGCGCACCGCUCGGGCAGAAUCUGCAGCCCGGUUCGAACCAUUCCGGCGCCCUGUUCCGGUGCCCGAUCACGCUUGCCCCGUCCGAUUGUACGCAGGUCAUCACCGAUGGCCACCGGACGGACGAUAUCGACGAUGAGGAUGGUACGGGUGACUCAGACAGCUUGCACCGUUUGGAACCGCCGGGAAAGGAUGAGAUCAAGAACAACCAAUGGUUGGGCGUGACGGUGGAAACGGGCGGUCAGGAGAAUAAGAUCUUCGUGUGUGCACAUCGGUACAUUAAGAUCAACAAUCCACAGUCGCUGGCGUACGCGCCGUCCGGUCCCGGCUCCACCGGGCUGUAUCUCGGCCAGGGCGUCUGUUACGUGCUGAACGAGGACUUUUCGUUCGGGUUUGCGGUGGAGGUGUGCCGGGGCCGUUCGAUCGAGCGCGAACAUCAGCAGUAUGCGUUCUGUCAGUCCGGCACGUCCGGUGCGGUGUUACCGGACGGUACCGCACUGAUCGGCACGCCCGGCGCCAUGACGUGGAAGGGCACACUGUUUAACGUUGCGAUCGAGGGCGGAUUUCUAUCGCGCGACAAAUUUCAGUACUUUGCACCGCACGACAACCUCCAUUCGCCGGUCCCGAACUACAGCUAUCUGGGGAUGUCCGUGACCGGGGGCCGGUUUUUCGGCGAGUACAUGGCGUACGCGGGCGGUGCACCGCGUGCCGCCCAGGGCAACGGUGAGGUGGUCAUCUUUUCGAACCGCUUCAAAAAGAAUCCCUUCGAGCAUGUCGUGUCGCUGCGCGGCGAACAGUUUGGUUCGGGAUUCGGCAGUACGCUUGCUUCGGCGGAUGUGAACGGCGAUGGCCGGCCGGACUUGCUUGUAGGAGCGCCGAACUAUUUCAACCGCACGGACGGAGGAGCCGUCUACGUGUACCUGAACCGUGGCAACAGCUUCGUCCAGGAGUACGAUCAACGGUUGACGGGUCGGCUCGAGUCCCGGUUCGGUACAGCCAUCGCUAACUGUGGCGAUUUGAACCACGACGGGCUGGACGAUGUGGCGAUCGGUGCACCGUACGAAUCGUCCGGCACCGGACGCGUUUACAUCCAUUUCGGUACGAAGGACGGUGCACUGUCGCCGGAACCGGUGCAAACGAUCGAUCCGGCCGAUCUGUUUACGACCAGCUGGCGCACGUUCGGUAGCUCCCUUGCCGGCGGACACGAUCUGGACGGUAACUCUUACCCCGACCUGAUCAUCGGUUCGUACGCGAGCGACCGGGUCGUGGCACUGUUUGCCCGGCCGAUCAUCAACAUCCGCACGUACGAGGAGCAGCAACCGGGCGAACCGGUGUCCAUCGAUCCGACGCGUCUCGGGUGUGCGAGUGACCCGUCCGCAAACGUUACCUGCUUCACGUUCCGUGCCUGCAGUGCCGUUGACGAUGCGUCGCUGAACGAUGGUGAAGUGAUGGCGGAUUCGACGUUGCAGCUGCGCAGCACCAUCCAGGCGGAAACGUUCUUCAACGAGCGCAAAUUCUCACGCGUCUACUUCGGCAACGGACCGCUGCCGGCGGCGGCAAACAGCAACCAAACGGGUAAAGGUGCCGUUGCGCGCACCAACAUCUUCCGGCGACGGUUCCGGCUGGCUGUGAGCGGUAAGCCGGUGUGUCACGAGGUGACCGCCUACCUGAAGGAAGGUACGCGCGACAUCCAGAAUCCGAUCCAGUUCCGCAUCAGCUACACGCUGGACGAGGAGCGGGAGCAUGCACGGGGCGGUGGACGUGCCCGAAGCCGUAUGGAGCGCGAUCUGCCGCUGCUGGAACCAAUCCUGAAUCGGACCGCCGCGGAACGGACCUUUACCAUGCCGUUCCAGAAGGAUUGCGGUGUGGAUGGUAUCUGCCGUUCGGCGCUCGUGAUUCGCAAUGCGAGCCUCGUUGGAUUGGCCCGAGGUUCGGAUGCGAACCAGCUGACGGUUGGGCUCGAUCGUACGCUUACGCUUGCGCUGAACGUACAGAACAAAGCUGAUUCGGCGUACGAGACGCACCUUUACGUGGUGCACGAUGCUUCCCUCACGUACGCCGGGUCUAAGGGUUCGUCUGUUUGCGGCGCACACAACGCAACGGUGGUUGACUGCAGUAUCGGGAACCCGAUGAAGCGGAACGGAGAGGUGCAGCUGUCACUGCGGUUCGAUGCCCGCUCGCUGGAGGAGUACGGCUACAGCAAUGGACCGAACGGGAUUUCGCAUUACGUCGGGCUGGCCGUGUUCGUCAACACUACGUCGCAGGAUACGACGGGCUCCAAGACACGCACCGCCCUCAAACUGCACAUCCUGCGUAUGGCCAAGCUAAGCAUCAGUGGCAAAGCGUUACCGGAACAGGUGUUCUACGGUGGCGGUGGUGCGGAGGUGAAGGGUGAGAGUGCGAUCCACUCGCUGGAGGAAAUCGGUAUGCCAGUGGAGCACAAGUAUCAGAUUUAUAAUGACGGACCGUGGCGUGCACCAUUUGUAAGGUUAGAGAUUGACUGGCCACUGCAGGUGGCGAACAAUAAGCCACAGGGCAAAUGGCUCCUGUACCUUGACGCGCUACCAAUGCUCGACAUGUCCGGCAUAAUGGGUGAAGGCCGCAGUCCCUGUGAGGUGCUGCCGAUAUCGGAAUCGGACGGUGGUGCUGUCGUACCGGGCAGUGCUGCCUCACUCGUAAAUCCGCUCGGUCUGCUCGACCGGUCCGCCGGCUCUAGCUACGCCCGGUCGACCAUGCGUUCGGAUUUCUCGCAAAUGCGGGCGCCACGUGUACGGCGGGACCGGGCAAUGGUGUUGCGUCCGCAGACGAGUGACGGUGCGGUCGGGAUGGACUGUGCCAGCCAGACGGCCAAGUGUGUGCGGAUCGUGUGCAAAAUUCACGACCUCGGUCCGAAAGCGCACGCCCUCGUGACGGUUACCGCCCGGCUGUGGAACGCCACGCUCGUGAGCGACUAUGCGGGCGUCGACAUGGUGCGGAUCGGUUCGAGCGCCCGGUUUACGGUGGAGGGUUUGGACGAGGUGACGGACCAGCCCGCGCUACCCUCUAGUCUGACCGUGCGCACCGAAGCCUUCCCGGAGAUGGGGCCACCGAUCGUCGCGAUGGAUGUGCCGUGGUGGAUCAUCAUUCUAGCGGCCAUCGCCGGUUUGCUGGUGCUGAUUGCCUUCACGUACAUACUGUACCGGUGCGGGUUCUUCCGCCGGAAGCGCCAUACCGGGGAGGAUCCGACGCUCAGCGGCAAUCUCGAGCGACGCCGCGAUCCGGCCGGUGGCGGCGCAUACGACGAGCUGAACGACACCAACGGCAGCGGGGGCGGAACGGCCGAACGGAAACCCUUCCUCGGUCGUCGCUCCUAGAGGAACAAUGCGAGCGAGGGGGUGAUGUGUUUGUUCUUAUACGAGGAGGUAACCGACCACCAACCAGACUAGACUGCAGAGCAUUCGAAUGUGCCAUUUUCUUACCCUAUCAUUUCCUUUCCAACCACACCGCGCUGGGUUGAGGGAAAUUUCGUAAUUUUGUUACUUAAAGAAGCAAGGUGUGAGUGUGUUUUUUUUAAAUUGUUUGUUUGUAUGUUCGCGUGUGCCUUUUAACCAGGCCCCGACCAACACAGGCGGGACUUAUUUUCUACGAAAGAUGUCUUCCACGUUGGAGGCGCGCGACCGCACAACGGUUUGUAGGAAAAGCGUAGUUAUAAUAAUAUAUUAAUAUUAUUGUUUUACACAUAGCAAAUAACUUUCCGGAAAAGCAGAAAAGCAGAAAAAAAACCCGACACGUCGUUCUAGUGUUAGUGCUCGGGGCAAACGGAUAGUUUUUAUAAUUGGAUUUUUAAAACGUAAACCACUUUCCAUACGUUUCAGUUAAGCAGAUUUAUACAUGUAUAAAAUGCGGCGGCUACGAAAGAGAAAGAGAGGGAGAGAAAGAUAGAAAACAGAGGGAUGAGUAAAGUGUUAUAUACAAGUAGGUAGUACUUUCUGGCUUAGUUAUCACCUUGCCAAACGAAUUCGAAUAUAGUAUGCUUAACGAGAAUGAAACGCUUCAAACCCAAUCCCCGUUCAUUUAGGUGCUGUUAUAGGUUUAGUAGUAGAAUCCUGUUUUAUUUUUUCCUACAAAUAUUUUUAAA